GUUGCGGACGGUAGGCUGCCACGCGUUUUGUACACCACCGCGCGUACAUGAGACACGUACGGAACACACGUCGUAAAACGCGAAUAUAUUAGCACUGCUACUAUUGUUGUUGUUGUUAUAAUUGCGUUACGUACACGGUUAGGCGCGCACGCCAUGGCGUACCAUGAGCGAUCGUUUUUCGUCUUGUUACGAUGCGUCUUAUCGAUCAUAACCAUUGCGGUUGCCACUGCGGGUGUGUUUAUCGACGGCGAUCCGAUGCGCGACGCGCGUUGCUUUGCCAAGUGUUACCGUCAAAUCGCCUCCGAACAGCCCAAAUGUUAUAGCCGUUGUCUGAACGAACGGUGGAUCAAGCCGGGCGAGUGUCCGGUCGCCGACCUUGACGGCGUUGCUUCGUUGGACCGGCCGUGUCUGGAGCAAUGCAGUUCCGACGACUUUUGUCACGCCGAGUACAAGUGCUGCCGGCACAGCUGCGGCAUAACUUGCCAGCCGCCGGUCGUCCGAGCCGACCAUCCAGGUCUACCGGACGUGCCGAACAUCGUCACUGUGUCGGAUUGCCGAAAAGCGCUGGCGGUCGAAUGGUCGUCGCCGGCGCCGGAGAUCGCGAGUGCCGGGCACGUGACGUACGUGCUUCAGGAACGGCACCAUGUGGGUAUCGAAUACGUGCCCGAGCGGAUGACGGCGUGGAUGACGGUGACCAGGACCGACAGGACUCGGGAACAGUUCAAGCAGCUCUACGCGCCCGGCCGUUGGUUCCAGUUCCGCGUGGCGGCCAUCAACGAGAACGGCACCAGGGGCUACUCGUCACCGUCUCAGCAGUUCUUCGUCCCGAUUGGCCGACAUAUCGAUCCACCCGGAUCUCCCAAGAACCUGAAGGUGUCAUCGUUGAAAUGGACCAAUGAAGAAUACCAGCAAUGCGUAUUGUCGUGGAAGCCGCCUGCCAGUUCCAUGCUGCCCGUACGAAAAUAUAAAGUGUUCGUUAGCGUUCGAGACGGAUCACACGUUUACUACAAAAGUCACGUAGUCCCGGCAGAUAUUUUAAGGUUUCCAAUCAAAAAGCUGAACCCAAAUUCAGUAUAUUUUCUUCAAGUGCAAGCCAUUAGCGAAUUCGGGAGAAAAAGAUUCACGAGUCAAAAGGCUUCGAUAACCCUGAAAACUAAAGGGAAAAAAAUGUUAAAUUCUAAAAAAAUCAUGGGACUGAAAGUUGUGAAUGUAAAAUAUGAUGACAGCAGUAAUUUAAUUAAUGUUAGAAUAUCUUGGAGACAAGUUAGUAUGACGGAAAAAAAAUUUCUUUAUACUUUGUCAUGGGCCGCUAAAGAUUGCGAAGAUGAAAGUAAAUUGUUAAUUAAAACUCAAAUGGCGUAUUUUGAUUUAUUUUCUUUGAAUCCUCGAUGUGAGUACUUAAUUACGGUUUCAACAAAACACAAUGGAUAUAAGUACGUGGGUUCUUUCAUUUUUUCUGCACCCACGCCCACUGAACAAUCUAAGUUACAAAAUGUAGAUAAUACUAAAGUGUUAGAGUUUUGAAAUAAAGAUAAAUGUUGAGAAAAUUUUUAUUUAUAGAAAACAUUGAAAAAACAUAAUUAACGAC
Sipha flava (yellow sugarcane aphid) is the source of this 1588-nucleotide messenger RNA. It is a transcript of the gene Kal1, whose product is annotated as anosmin-1. Gene Ontology annotation, cellular component: extracellular region; cell surface. Gene Ontology annotation, molecular function: peptidase inhibitor activity; protein binding. The transcript has 7 exons. The record is from RefSeq and is a predicted model, not a curated record. Lineage: Eukaryota; Metazoa; Arthropoda; Insecta; Hemiptera; Aphididae. The coding region runs from base 154 to 1524 and encodes 456 amino acids. Gene Ontology annotation, biological process: neuron differentiation.